CUCUCUCUCUCCCUUCAGUCCGAGCUCUGAAAAAGUAUUUACUUCUAGAAGAGCCGCAUCCCUAGGUCUCCGUUUGCUGUCCACACGCCCCUCACUCUCUCUCUAAAAUCAUCAAAUCGUAUAGAGCUGGCCAUGAAUUGUUUUUAGCUUUGUUAUCUCUGUAUCAUCUCUGUCUCUCUCAGCUUCAUCCUUAUCUGUAAAUUUUUGUGCUUUUUUAUGUGAACUUCGUCAUGCAUAAAACAGCUUCAGCCUCAGCCUCAGCCUCUGCGCUCCUCAGAGCGUCUAGGGCUAGACUUUCUUCGUCUCUCUCUUCCUCCGUUACUAGACCCUCUGCUCUCGCUUCUCCAACUCCCGAGGUCUCUCCUUCUUCUCUCGCCAAUACAACUCAACACCGAUCUCUCAGUUUCUCUGCUGCAGUUCGAUCCUUCGGGUGCUCCGUACCUCGCUGGAGCCACAGAGUUCAUUGGCAGUCUCCGGUUAGUCUCCGGCCUCAGAUCAGAGCCGUUGCUCCUGUGAUUGAGCGAUUCCAGCGAAAGAUCGCCACUAUGGCUGCUGAACAUCCAUUCAAGGGAAUCUUUACAACUCUCCCCAAGCCGGGUGGUGGUGAGUUUGGGAAGUUCUAUAGUCUGCCUGCUCUAAAUGAUCCAAGGAUUGAUAAGCUGCCUUAUUCCAUCAGAAUCCUCCUUGAAUCUGCCAUUCGUAACUGUGACAACUUCCAAGUCACAAAAGAAGAUGUUGAGAAGAUCAUUGAUUGGGAAAAUACAUCACCAAAGCUUGUGGAAAUUCCCUUCAAGCCUGCCCGGGUUCUCUUGCAGGAUUUUACUGGAGUACCUGCUGUUGUUGACCUUGCUUCUAUGCGUGAUGCCAUGAGCAACCUUGGUGGUGAUUCCAACAAGAUCAACCCUUUGGUUCCUGUAGAUUUGGUUAUUGAUCAUUCAGUUCAAGUUGAUGUGGCACGUUCAGAAAAUGCUGUGCAGGCAAAUAUGGAGCUUGAAUUUCAAAGGAACAAGGAGAGAUUUGCUUUUCUCAAAUGGGGAUCAAAUGCUUUCCAUAAUAUGCUUGUUGUUCCUCCAGGUUCUGGUAUCGUGCAUCAGGUGAAUCUUGAAUACCUUGGAAGGGUUGUUUUCAACGCUGAUGGCAUUCUCUACCCUGAUAGUGUGGUUGGAACUGAUUCUCAUACAACCAUGAUCGAUGGGUUAGGAGUUGCUGGUUGGGGAGUCGGAGGUAUUGAAGCAGAAGCUGCAAUGCUUGGCCAGCCCAUGAGCAUGGUGUUACCUGGUGUUGUUGGGUUCAAGUUAUCUGGAAAAUUACGCAAUGGUGUAACAGCUACUGACUUGGUUUUGACUGUGACACAAAUGCUGAGGAAGCAUGGUGUUGUUGGCAAAUUUGUUGAGUUUUAUGGGGAUGGUAUGGGUGAGCUAUCAUUGGCUGAUAGGGCCACUAUAGCUAACAUGUCUCCUGAGUAUGGUGCAACCAUGGGAUUCUUCCCUGUGGAUCAUGUUACUUUACAAUAUUUAAAAUUGACUGGAAGAAGUGAUGAAACUGUGGCAAGGAUAGAAGCAUAUCUUCGUGCUAAUAAGAUGUUUGUUGACUAUAAUGAGCCCCAACAAGAAAGAGUGUACUCAUCUUAUCUGCAAUUGAACCUUGAUGAUGUUGAACCAUGUAUUUCUGGACCAAAGAGACCUCAUGAUCGUGUUCCUUUGAGAGAAAUGAAGGAUGACUGGCAUUCUUGUCUUGACAACCAAGUUGGAUUCAAGGGCUUUGCUGUACCAAAAGAAGCACAAGACAAGGUGGCAAAGUUCUCAUUCCACGGACAACCAGCAGAGCUGAAGCACGGUAGUGUGGUGAUUGCUGCAAUCACAAGUUGCACAAAUACGUCAAAUCCCAGCGUCAUGCUUGGGGCUGGUCUUGUUGCAAAGAAGGCUUGUGAACUUGGUUUACAGGUCAAACCAUGGAUAAAGACUAGCCUUGCCCCUGGUUCUGGAGUUGUUACAAAAUAUUUGCAGUGCAGUGGGCUGCAGAAAUAUUUGGAUCAACUGGGCUUCAAUAUUGUUGGAUAUGGCUGCACAACAUGCAUUGGGAAUUCUGGUGAAUUGGAUGAGACCGUUGCUUCUGCUAUCUCAGAGAAUGAUAUUAUAGCCUCUGCUGUGCUCUCUGGUAACCGGAAUUUCGAAGGUCGGGUUCAUGCCUUGACAAGAGCCAACUACCUUGCUUCACCUCCUUUGGUGGUUGCCUAUGCUCUUGCUGGCACGGUAGACAUUGACUUUGACAAGGAGCCAAUUGGAAUUGGGAAGGAUGGUAAGAAUAUCUAUUUCAAGGAUAUCUGGCCAACUACAGAAGAAAUUGCAGAGGUUGUGCAAUCAAGUGUGUUGCCUGAAAUGUUCAAAAGCACUUACGAGGCUAUCACAAAGGGUAAUCCUAUGUGGAAUCAGUUAACUGUACCAGCUACAACUUCAUACUCAUGGGACCCUAACUCUACCUACAUUCAUGAGCCUCCAUAUUUCAAGAACAUGACCCUGAAUCCUCCUGGAGCACAUGGAGUGAAGGAUGCUUACUGUUUGCUGAACUUUGGCGAUAGUAUCACAACGGAUCACAUUUCUCCAGCAGGAAGCAUCCACAAGGACAGUCCUGCUGCCAAGUUCCUCCUUGAAAGAGGCGUAGACCGCAGAGACUUUAACUCGUAUGGAAGUCGACGUGGAAAUGAUCAAGUGAUGGCUAGGGGAACUUUUGCUAAUAUUCGCCUUGUUAACAAACUUUUGAAUGGGGAAGUUGGACCAAAAACGGUACACAUUCCCACCGGAGAGAAACUCUAUGUUUUCGAUGCAGCAACUAGGUACAAGACUGCUGGACAUGACACCAUUAUUUUGGCUGGAGCUGAGUAUGGAAGUGGAAGCUCCAGAGAUUGGGCUGCCAAGGGUCCAAUGUUAUUGGGAGUUAAAGCUGUAAUUGCCAAAAGUUUUGAGAGAAUUCACCGCAGUAAUUUGGUGGGAAUGGGAAUUAUUCCACUUUGUUUCAAGCCUGGUCAGGAUGCAGAUACACUAGGGUUGACUGGUCAUGAGCGGUAUACCAUUGACCUCCCAAGCAACAUCAGUGACAUAAGGCCUGGCCAAGAUGUAACUGUCACCACUGAUAAUGGAAAGUCUUUCAAAUGCACAGUUCGCUUUGACACUGAGGUGGAGUUGGCUUAUUUCAACCAUGGAGGCAUUCUGCCUUAUGUUAUCCGCAAUCUGAUGAAACAGUGAAUCAAAUGAGAUGUGGCUCCUGACAUUUCUCCAAGGAAUGAGUUCUUUCAAUUUCAAUUGUAACAUCUGAGAAGAUAAUAAGCUUUUUCAAUAAUUUUGACGGGACAAGCAAUUUUUUUAGCACUUUUGAGGCGGCAAGGAUGAGCAAUACAAAUUAAUUUUCUGUUUUGAUGACUGCUAGAUAAGUUCCAUUGUGAUUCCAUUAUUAUGGAUGUUUGAAUGUCCAUAAAAAUUGGUAAAUUCCUGUAAAACUAUUUUAUUGAUUGCACCAUUUUCUAAUUUUAGAGGAAUACCUAAUGUCUCUCUUCACUUUUUAUUUA
Molecule: messenger RNA, 3562 nt
Organism: Manihot esculenta (cassava)
Lineage: Eukaryota; Viridiplantae; Streptophyta; Magnoliopsida; Malpighiales; Euphorbiaceae
Product: aconitate hydratase, cytoplasmic
Exons: 20
Coding region: 231-3242 (1003 amino acids)
Biological process (GO): tricarboxylic acid cycle; citrate metabolic process
Cellular component (GO): cytosol; mitochondrion
Molecular function (GO): aconitate hydratase activity; 4 iron, 4 sulfur cluster binding
Source: RefSeq, a predicted model, not a curated record